UUCUAACCCAAGGAGGUAGAUUGGGGACGGGAUCAAACAACAAACAAGGGGAGGAGUUACCGGAGCUCUUGGUUCAAAGUCUUCGGGUGGUGGCAGAAAACGAGAGGAGCGUGUUGCUGCAAGCGAGAUACCACAAUCGCCCCUGCGACCCGUUUUAUUCGUCGGUCCCCUGAGCAAUGGCUUCCACGGACCGUGAAGCACUGGUUGCCCUGUUUCGUUCGACCGGCGGGGCUGGAUGGAGGCAGAGAGGCAACUGGGACACAGAUGCUGCCAUAGCGACAUGGCAUGGAGUCGAAGUCAACGCCCAGGGCCGGGUGGUAAAUCUUUCCCUGGGAGGAAACAGCCUCCGAGGCCACAUCCCACCUGAGCUAGGGGCUCUCAGCGAGCUGCAGGAGCUGUGGCUCAACCACAACAAGCUCACAGGACCCAUCCCCAAGGAGCUGGGAGCACUUAGUAGGCUGGAGACGCUUUGGCUCGACGACAACAACCUCACAGGCCCCAUCCCAUCGGAGCUUGGGCACCUUUCAGCACUGAAGAAGCUCUACCUUUCCCGCAACCAGCUAAGCGGGCCUAUCUCGUCGGAGCUGGGCAAGCUCACAGCGCUCGUCCUUCUCAACCUGUCGAACAACCAGCUGUCCGGCCACAUCCCGCGGCAGCUAGGAGAUCUUGGCGCCCUCAAGACCCUCGACCUCAGCUACAACAAGCUAGAGGGUCCCAUUCCGCCGGCGCUAGGAAAGCUCGCAGCGCUUCGAGAGCUAAACCUCGGCGAGAACCAGCUAAGCGGUCCCAUCCCUGUGGAGCUUGGACGGCUCGCCGUACUGGAGUACCUCAGCCUUAGGGGGAACGAGCUAACUGGACCCAUCCCCAAGGAGCUGGGAGCACUUCGUAGGCUGGAGACGCUUUGGCUCAACGACAACAGCCUCACAGGACCCAUCCCCAAGGAGUUGGGAGCACUUAGUAGGCUGGAGAUGCUUUGGCUCAACGACAACAGCCUCACAGGGCGCAUCCCGCCGGAGCUGGGAGCUCUCAGCGAGCUGCAGGUGCUGGCCCUCCACAACAACAAGCUGACAGGCCAUAUCCCGCCGCAGCUAGGAAAUCUUGGCGCCCUGCAAGACCUCUACCUCAGCCGCAACAAGUUAGAUGGGCCUAUCCCAUCGGAGCUGGGGCACCUUUCAGCACUGAAGGAGCUCAUCCUUUACGGCAACCAGCUAAGCGGACUCAUUCCCAAGGAGCUGGGAGCGCUGAGUAAGCUGGAAAAGCUUUUGAUCGCAAGAAACCGGCUUACAGGACUAUGGCACACACUCGGACAGGACCAGACUGGUUCAAUGGCAGCCCGGCCAGGUACGCUUCCGGUGGAUUUAGCCCGUCUUCUGGACGUGUUUGACGGGCUUCGAAGUUUGGACCUUUCCCGAAACCCGUGGGAGCACCCUCCCGAGGCGAUCGUGGCGGGUGGCGUGCAGGCGGUGAGGGGCUACUACGAAGCCAUGUUCAAGGGCGGAACUACCGCUGUGACCCGACCGCUUAAAGUCGUCAUCAUUGGAAAGGAGACUGUUGGCAAAACAAGUUUGCGGCGCAGCAUCACGACCGGGGGGCCGUGUAUGACACAAAACGGUGGUGUGGAAAGCACUGUCCACGUGGAUGUCGAAGACCACAAAGUCGAUGGUCAUCCAAUUCGGAUAUUUGAUUGUGCCGGUCAGGUUGUCUACUACGGACUGCUCCAGCUAUUUCUCACCCCUCGUGCCGUGUACCUGUUGGUAUGGGAUGCGGCGAAAGCCAGCGAGAUGGAUGGCUUGAACCUUGAAGACCUUGCCAUUGCCCCCUGGCUACGUUACUUGACUUUCCGUGUGCCGAAUGCAAACGUGAUCCUUGUGGGGAACAAGUGGGACCGCGUGGUAAGGACCAGGGGUACAGUAGCGGAUGACGUAGAAUGCGAGAGCCGCCGAUGGCUGAAGUCCUGGAUGGAGAAAGCACAUGGACAUCAACCCCACGGACUUUCGUUGGAAGAUGGCGUCAGCCUUGUGAGCUGCGCGCAGUCUUGCCUAGGCGUCUCGGCACCAGCGUUCGGUGGGGGAACAGGCUGGCCCUGCGACAAGAGCACCCCGGGGCUUUUUCAUCGCAUGAUAUACGAUCCUGUCGAUGACAAGAGGACUGUUACCAUGCAUCUUCCGCCGAGCUACCGACUCGCCCUUGAGAUGCUUGAGGAGCUGGCCUCUUCCAGUAGGCGCAAGGCCGAACAACGAACCCGGGGCAUCACAAGAGCGGAUUUGGAGGAAAAGUGGCACGCCAAGGUGGCUGAGCUGAACGGAGCCGGCACGCCGGUAGCCGCCCCAGAAGCGGCAAUGCCUGGUGCGAUCUUGAUCAGGAAGUGGGAGGGAGGGCUGGUGGAAUACGGCAACUACGUCUUCCUCGACGUCGAGUGGUUUGCCACAGUUCUGGACCCUUUGUUUAGUCACAGGCGAGAUUCAUACGGCGACAUUGAUCUGGGUGGUAUUCGGGUGACCAACCUUGCAAGCUUGCGCCGGCUGGACAACGAACAUGUUUUCGAGCCGCAACUCGCUGAGGAACUGUGGACUCCAGAGCUCGCACCACACCUUCUCCUGGCGUUGAAGAGCGCAGGGCUGACGUUUCCCUUACCGAACGACCCCAAUGGGGGCUUGGUGAUCCUUUUGCGCAUGGACACAACGCGCCCACCUGAGUAUAGUAUCAGGCGCGAGGAAGCAAACCAAGCGAGGAAGUACGACCUCACGCUUUCUGUGGCAUGCUCGUUCAGUCUUGGUUUGCCCCCUGGUUUUGUCGAGCGUCUCCUAGCGCGGUGCUGCCACUUGGGCUAUCCUUACCCCUUCUGGCGAUACGGGGCUUUGAUAGUGGGGAACGGUGCGGAAAAGGGGUUGUUCUCGCUGAGUUUAGACUACUCUGAGCACGACAACAUGCUGAAAGUGGAGGUUCUCGGAGGAGGUGAGGAGGUCCAUGCGUGGGCGGCCCUGUCGAAAGUCCUCUCCGUCAUGAUCAAGAUGCUCUCGGAGUUCCCUGGUUUACCGUGCGAGCCGAUCUUUUUCUGCCCACAGCACAAGACCAAGGGCAUGCCGAUCAGGACGACAGAUGCACCGCCUGGAUCUGGCCUGGUCGAAAAGGGUUACUUUUGUCCACUCUGCCAGGACCCUACGGCGGGCAAUAACCUUCUAGCAGCUGCUCUUCAGGUUGUGGAAUUCUCGGAUGAGGAGUUCUUCGAUGAACCACUCCGUCAGAAGUUUGCCGAGAAUGCAGAGAAGGUGGCUCGUAAGGGUUGUGCUUCACAGCAAGGAAGCCAUUUCGAGGGCGGGGUUUCGGGUUCGACCUCUUCCGACAUCAGUCCGAGCAGCCGAGCACCUGCACCGACCAGGUCUAGCAACCAAGCACCUGCGCAGACCGGUUCGAGCAGCCAAGCACCUACACAGAGCAGCCCGACGGGCCAGGUUUCGGGGACGCCAUGGUAUCAGGACGUGAAGACGUGGGUAGGCGCAGCCAGCGUGGCGUGUCUCACUGUCUUUGGGGUAUUCGCUGCCAAGGAAGACGACGACCCUCGUCUGUGGGGGGUGUUUCUCGGCGUUGGCAUGUUGUUGAUUGGCGGAGAGUUCUUUUUGAUUGCCAGAGAGCACAAGCUUUUGUGCUGCAAACCAAGGGUGGACGCGGCGAGUGCUGUGUAGACCCCGUCUUGUCCGAACCAGGACUACGCGAGAUGUUGGCAGAGGCAGAGAGCUUUUGGAUUUUCGGUUUGCUCAGGGUACGGGGGGAGCUCUUGUGCCGUUGUGGGAGGAGUCGAGUUGCGUGUAAUGGCGUUUGGUAUGACCACUCAGAGGGUACUGUCAAACAAACGUCGCGCGUGCACCUGGUGGUUCAGAGACAGCUAGACACUUGCUGAUUUAGGGGGUACUCUCGGUUUGAGUUGUUGGUGAGGAGGCACUCCUGCAACCCCGCGAUGGAAGCGCCGAAACUUG
Ectocarpus siliculosus is the source of this 3974-nucleotide messenger RNA. The record is from the annotation of a GenBank genome assembly. Lineage: Eukaryota; Phaeophyceae; Ectocarpales; Ectocarpaceae.